GUAGUGGAUCACCAGCCUGCAGAAGGUGCUCUGGGCUGGAAAUUGAGCUAAGGCCCAGAAGAAACCAGCAGGAGGUACCACAGGGAAAGUCCUCAACAACCUUUAUCCUGCUUGUCAGACAAAAUCUACUCCAUAAGGAAUGGCACAUCAAACUGGGGAAGGGCAGGUUGAAGAAAAGAGUAAAUAAAAUAGAAGUGCAAGCUGACAGGAACAAAGCUGAAGAGGAAGAUUGAAGAAUUUGGAUUAAGUGUAUUUUGAUACAGUAGAUGGAACAUACUGGAAGUGUUUUGGAGGGGGUUAAAUCACAGCCCUCAUGAGGAUGAACUGAUUAUCCACUAUGACCCCCAAGUCUUUUUCGGAAUCAGUGCUUCCCAGGAUAGUCCCCCAUCUGGCACUGCAAAUGAAGAAGCUUCAGGAGAUGGUUCACCCGUAAUGAAUGUCGCAGUAACACCUAGACCAGAGACAUCUGCAGUAUAUUUUACAACUGCAGGCGAUCAUGAUCUGAAACCUGCCAUCAAACCAACAGAGACUGAGAUAAAUGUUGAAACAGGAAAUAAUGCAACUACUGAGUUAGAUUGUAUGAAUAAUGACAACACCCCAGAAACAGCAGGUGCACAGCCUGCCUUAAUGUUUGGCAUUCCUGUGGUGAUACUAGUCCUACUAAUUCUGCUGAUAGUUUUCUUUGUGAUACGUCAUAAAAGGAAAAAGUCUAAGCAAGAUGAACUGGGAAGUGAAAAUGUCAAAAGCCCUAUUUUUGAAGAAGACACACCCUCUGUUAUGGAAAUAGAAAUGGAAGAGCUCGAUAAAUGGAUGAAUAGCAUGAACAAAAAUGCUGACGGUGAAUGUUUACCUACUGUAAAAGAAGAAGAAAAGGAAUCCAAUGUCUUCACAAGGAUGUCUGCAGAUACCGCUGCAUCUGUUUGCAUUUGAAGACAUUUCCUUUACAACUAUAAAGACAAGAGAAAGUACUCUUUUAAAAAGUGAAAGCUUAGAUUCUGGGUCCAAGAUGCAACCACCAGCAAUCAGACUGUGAAAAAGCAUGUAAUAGCCCUCCCGUUUCUCUGUUCCUUCCUGUGUAUGAGCCCAUCAUGAUGACAGAUGAAGAAGGAGGGGGCAGAACUGAGAAGCCAUGGAUUGUAAAGAUAACUACACACCCUUUCUCUAAAAGUUAGAUUUAUCAUAGGUCCUUGCUU
This is a messenger RNA of Mauremys reevesii (Reeves's turtle), 1193 nucleotides long. RefSeq names its product transmembrane protein 154 (gene TMEM154). Bases 433 to 930 code for a protein of 165 amino acids. NCBI's taxonomy places the organism in Eukaryota, Metazoa, Chordata, Testudines, Geoemydidae. The transcript has 8 exons. The record is from RefSeq and is a predicted model, not a curated record.